Messenger RNA from Salarias fasciatus (jewelled blenny), 1594 nucleotides. It is a transcript of the gene ccnb1, whose product is annotated as cyclin B1. NCBI's taxonomy places the organism in Eukaryota, Metazoa, Chordata, Actinopteri, Blenniiformes, Blenniidae. The record is from RefSeq and is a predicted model, not a curated record. Gene Ontology annotation, molecular function: cyclin-dependent protein serine/threonine kinase regulator activity. The transcript is spliced from 9 exons. Gene Ontology annotation, biological process: mitotic cell cycle phase transition. Bases 60 to 1286 code for a protein of 408 amino acids.
CAGAACAACGAGCUCUUCGGCACAUCCCUGCGACUCUUGUCUGUGCAAGCGACAUCAAAAUGGCUCUCCGCGUUACCAGAAACCGCUUGGCCAGCGCCAGGUCCGACCUGGGUGGGAAAGCCUGCUCGGUGGCCGGGCCCACGAAGCCUCGAGCUGCUCUGGGAGAGAUCGGAAACAUCGGCGCUAACAAAGACGUGCAGAAGAAGGCUAUUAAAACUGAAGCUGUUAAGAAGACCAAAGUUGCCCCGAAAGAAGCCAAAGUUGCACCACCAAAACCAACUGAUGUUCCUGUUAAACAAGAGCCCGUUAAAGCGGAGCCUGUUAAGCUGGAGCCUGAGGAGCAGGUUCCCCCUGAGACAACGUCUCCCACUCCAAUGGAGACCUCUGGCUGCGAACCUGCUGACCUCUGCCAGGCGUUUUCCGACGUCAUCCUCAACACCGCCGUCAGGGACGUGGAUGCAGACGACUACGACAACCCCAUGCUGUGCAGCGACUACGUCAAACAGAUCUACAAGUAUCUGCGGGAGCUUGAGGUGGAGCAAGACGUUAAGGCCAACUUCCUGCAAGGCCAGGAGGUGACUGGCAACAUGCGCGCCAUCCUCAUCGACUGGCUGGUGCAAGUGAACCUGAAGUUCCGUCUGCUGCAGGAGACGAUGUACAUGACCGUGGGGAUCAUCGACCGCUUUCUUCAGGACCACCCAGUCCCCAAGAAGCAGCUUCAGCUGGUUGGCGUGACGGCCAUGUUCCUGGCCUCCAAAUACGAGGAGAUGUACCCUCCGGAAAUCAACGACUUUGCCUACGUGACGGACCAGGCCUUCACCACGGCCCAGAUCCGGGACAUGGAGAUGAAGAUCCUCCGCGUGCUCAAGUUCAAGCUCGGCCGCCCUCUGCCCCUGCAGUUCCUCAGACGGGCUUCGAAGAUCUGCGAGGUGACAGCUGAGCAGCACACUCUGGCCAAAUACCUCCUGGAGCUCACGAUGAUCGACUACGAGAUGGUUCACUUCCCGCCUUCCAUGCUGGCUUGUGCUGCUCUGGCACUCACCCUCAAGGUCUUGGAUGCCGGUGAAUGGGACGCGACGCUGCAGCACUACAUGGAGUACACAGCAGAGAGUUUGGUUCCUGUUAUGGCGCACAUUGCCAAGAAUGUGGUGCGAGUGAACGAGGGGCUCACCAAGCACACGGCCGUUAGACAGAAAUACGCCACAUCCAAGCAGAUGAGGAUCUCUUCCAUCCCCCAGCUCAAGUCCGCCGUGAUCAAGAGCCUGGCGAAGCAGCUCACCCAGUGAGAGAACGGUCUCUGGCACCAUGUGCUGAUUUGUACAGCCUAACUUAAUGUUUUAACGUGACGGGUUGUGUGCUUUGAGGACCGUAGACCUUUUCAAAACCAGACCACUUUUACUGCAGUAUGUUGUAAAUUCCUUUCGCCUCGCCUGAAAUCUACCCGCUGAUCCAGUGAGUUUCUGACGGUGAAACAUCACUCUGUAUGCUUGAGUGUGGACAUUUUUUGUAGAUAUCAGAUUUCAGGAAGGUUUGAAUUAAACUGUUUGCAUAAGACUUUUUCCUCCUUUGUGAAAUGUACAGCAAUGUUUUAAAG